Molecule: messenger RNA, 1038 nt
Organism: Parastagonospora nodorum SN15
Lineage: Eukaryota; Fungi; Ascomycota; Dothideomycetes; Pleosporales; Phaeosphaeriaceae
Exons: 2
Coding region: 1-1038 (345 amino acids)
Biological process (GO): mannosyl-inositol phosphorylceramide biosynthetic process
Molecular function (GO): mannosyltransferase activity
Source: RefSeq, a predicted model, not a curated record
AUGCUACGGCCUGUCAUUCUAUUCAGAAUACUCACAGUUGGUGCGCUGCUGUAUGCGCUCAGCCUCGCACGCCGACAGUACCUCUUCCAGAACUACCUUCACGCCAGGCGAAUCACUUCCACCGAUUUCCCCGCACCGUACGUGAAAGUACUGAACGAUUCCGUUGCUGAAGGCAAGCAGCCUCCGAAGGACUUCGACUACACGUCCACGUUUCCGCAGUCCCAGAUCCCGAAGACCAUCCACUUCAUUUGGUUUCAGAACUUGUACCCCACGAAUGACCACAGCCCCAGCCAGAUACCCACGACCAUCUCUCGGGCACCGGAGCUGUGUCGGGAGCACAAUCCCGAUUAUGAGAUCAACAUCUGGAAUGCAACCAGCGCGCGCACGUUCAUAGCGCAGGAGUACUCGUGGUUUCUUCCCACGUAUGAUGGUUAUAGGCAUCCCAUUCAGCGCAUCGAUUCGUUGAAGUACUUCGCGUUGUAUCAUUUCGGUGGCGUGUACAUGGACCUCGACAUCUCCUGUCGCCGGCCCCUGGAUCCACUUCUUCAGUUCUCAGCAUGGUUUCCCGAAGCUUCUCCGCUGGGUGUCAACAACGACUUGAUGGCUGCGGCUGCACGGCAUCCUAUCUUCAAGCGAAUGACAACAGAACUAGAGCGACAUGACAAGAACUGGUUGUUCCCGUAUCUCACGAUCUUCUGGUCCACUGGACCACAGUUCACAAGCGACAUCUUGAAAGAAUGGUUUGAACACUACAAAAUCGAAGCACUAAAAACACAAAUGGAAAGAGGCAUUGAUGCAUCCCCGUCCUCAUUCUUCGUCCUCCCUCAAGUAUACUACUCGGAGCAGUACACAUUCUUCGGUCACAGUCCCGGGGGAACUUGGCAUGGCGGUGAUGUCGCUGUGGUGUUGUGGUUCGUUGGGAAGCCUUGGAUAUUGCUGUUGAUACUCGUCCCCGUCGCGGCUGCAUGGCACAAGCUUAGAAAGAGGCAGAGAAGGUUAUCAUGGAGCAAGAGCGAAGAUAAGUCGAAUCCAGUCUGA